Molecule: messenger RNA, 5039 nt
Organism: Leucoraja erinaceus (little skate)
Lineage: Eukaryota; Metazoa; Chordata; Chondrichthyes; Rajiformes; Rajidae
Product: LIM/homeobox protein LMX-1.2
Exons: 9
Coding region: 185-1318 (377 amino acids)
Biological process (GO): neuron differentiation; regulation of transcription by RNA polymerase II
Cellular component (GO): nucleus
Molecular function (GO): RNA polymerase II transcription regulatory region sequence-specific DNA binding; DNA-binding transcription factor activity, RNA polymerase II-specific
Source: RefSeq, a predicted model, not a curated record
CCCGCCGGAGAGAACGCUCCAUGGCACAUUCACAUCAGAGUACCCUGGGAAAACUUCCAGCCUGUUUCUUGGGAUUUCCUCCUGUUUAAUUUCCUCUCUCUUUAAAAAAAAAAAUCAAAAUCCGAGCAGCUUGGAUUGCAACUCUGUUAGGUGCCUGAACAGGAAAACGUCCGACUGCUCGAAGAUGUUGGACGGGACAAAAAUGGAGGAAGUCCCGUUACGUCCUGGUCCCACCACACUGGGAAUGCUGCUCGGUUCUGAAUGCAAGCAUAAAGAAAUGUGUGACGGCUGUCAGCGACCGAUAGAAGACCGCUUUCUGAUGCGAGUUAACGAUGCUUCUUGGCAUGAACAUUGCCUGCAGUGUGCAGUUUGUCAACAACCUCUCACCAGGAGCUGUUAUUUUCGGGACCGAAAACUUUACUGCAAGCCCGACUACGAACAGUUGUUUGCCACCAAGUGUAACGGGUGCAUGGAGAAGAUUGCGCCAACGGAGUUCGUCAUGCGCUCGCUGGAGUGCGUCUACCACCUGAGCUGCUUCUGCUGCUGCGUCUGCGAGAGGCAACUGCGGAAGGGCGACGAGUACGUUCUCAAGGAGGGGCAGCUCCUCUGCAAGAGCGACUACGAGAAGGAGAAGGACCUGCUGAGCUCCGUCAGCCCGGACGACUCGGAUUCAGUAAAGAGCGAUGAUGAAGACGUUGAUGUGAAGCCAAGCAAGAUUCAGGGAACGCAGGGGAAGGCGUGCGAGGACAGCAAGGAUCCCAGGCGGCCAAAACGACCCAGGACCAUCCUCACCACACAGCAGCGCAGAGCGUUUAAAGCUUCAUUUGAAGUGUCUUCCAAACCUUGCAGGAAGGUCAGAGAAACACUGGCAGCAGAAACGGGACUCAGUGUGCGUGUCGUUCAAGUGUGGUUCCAAAAUCAAAGAGCCAAGAUGAAGAAGUUGGCCCGUCGGCAACAGCAGCAGCAGGAACAGCAGAACGGACAACGGCUCGGACAAGAAGUGAUGUCAAGUAGAAUGGAUGGGGUGAUAAGUUCCUAUGCACCGCUCGCCGCCCCUCCACAACAGCUGGUGUCCAUGGACCAGAAUGGCUACAACUCGGACCCCUUCCAACAAGGCCUCACCCCGCCCCAGAUGCCAGGCGAUCACAUGAACCCUUACGGGAACGACUCGCUGUUCCACGACAUCGACAGCGACACCUCUCUCACCAGCCUGAGCGACUGCUUCUUGGCCUCGUCGGAAGUCAACCCGAUGCAAGCACGGGUGGGCAACCCCAUCGACAGGCUUUACUCCAUGCAGACCUCCUACUUCGCCUCCUGAAGAUAAAGAGCCGCCGCCACUUCGAAAUGAGGGGGGGGAGAGGGGGGUGGACGAAAAUCCCACCUGACACAUCAUCACGCCGACUUCCAACGGAGAGGGAGGCAGAGGGAAAGAAAACCCCAAAACAGAUGAAAAAAAACCAACUGUACAGCCGAAUAUGACUUUACUCUCUCCUCAUUCGCUAUUUCCCAAUGCGGCAGAGAGUCGCAGACAGCGGGAAGAUAGUGAAAUCGACGCAACAGAGAGACAAAUUGAAUAGAAUUCAAAUCAGCCCAGGACUGGGAGCAUGGGUCACAGAAACUGCAGCUGCAUUUCAUUCUUUCUUGGAUGUUUUCAUACAAAUAUUGCGGGAUUUAUUGUCCUUAGUUAUUUACGCCGAUUUGGGGGCAUCUCUCAGUUGCCCCUCUGCCAUUCCCUGUUUAAUAUUUUUAGCGGUAACUGGACGUCAAAAGAUCAAAUAACCUUUCGCCCACCGGUUUCAUUGUUCUAUCUGGGACAUACAGUGCCCUCCAUAAUGUUUGGGACAAAGACCCACCAUUUAUUUAUUUGCCUCUGUACUCCACAAUUUGAGAUUCGUAAUAGAAAAAAAAAUCACGUGGUUAAAGUGCACAUUGUCAGAUUUUAAUAAAGGACAUUUUUAUACAUUUUGGUUUAACCAUGUAGAAAUUACAGCAGUGUUUAUACAUAGUCCCACCAUUUUCAUGGGACCAUAAUGUUUUGGACACAGCAAUGUCAUGUAAAUGAAAGUAGUCAUGUUUAGUAUUUUGUUGCAUGUCCUUUGCAUGCAAUGACUGCUUGAAGUCUGCGAUUCAUGGACAUCACCAGUUGCUGGGUGUCUUCUCUGGUGAUGCUCUGCUAGGCCUGUAUUGCUUGUUUUGGGGGCUAGUCUGCUUCAGUUUUCUCUUCAGCAUAUAAAAAGGUAUGCUCAAUUGGGUUCAGAUCGGGUGAUUGACUUGGCCACUCAAGAAUUGACCAUUUUAGCUUUGAAAAACUCCUUUGUUGCUUUAGCAAUAGGUUUGGGAUCAUUGUCUUGCUGCAGAAUGAACUGCCGGCCAAUGAGUUUUGAGGCAUUUGUUUGAACUUGAGCAGAUAGUUGGCAAACUGUAACCUGGCCAUCCUAUUUUUGCGGCUAACCAGUGGUUUGCAUCUUGCAGUGUAGCCUUUGUAUUUCUGUUCAUGAAGUCUUCUGCGGACAGUGGUCAUUGACAAAUCCACACCUGACUCUUGAAGAGUGUUUCUGAUCUGUCGGACAGGUGUUGGGGAUUUUUCUUUAUUAUAGAGAGAAUUCUUCUGUCAUCAGCUGUGGAGGUCCUCCUUGGCCUGCCAGUCCCUUUGCGAUUAGUAAGCACACCAGUGUUCUCCUUCUUCUCAAUGAUGUUCCAAACAGGUGAGCCUUUGGUAAGCCUAAGGUUUGGCUGAUGUCUCUAACAGUUUUAUUCUUGUUUCUCAGUCUCACAAUUACUUCUUUGACUUUCAUUGGUACAACGUUGGUCCUCAUGUUGACAAACAGCAAUAAAAGUUUCCAAAGAUGAUGGAAAGACUGGAGGAAAGACUAGGUGCUGAGAGCUCUUUUAUAACCUGCAUUCAAGAGGCAAUUAAACACACCUGAGCAAUUACAAACACCUGUGAAGCCAUGUGUCCCAAACAUUACGGUGCCCUGAAAUGGGGGGACUAUGUAUAAACACAGCUGUAAUUUCUACAUAGUGAAACCAAAAUGUAUAAAAAUGGCCUUUAAUAAAAUCUGACAAUGUGCACUUUAACCACAUGUGAUUUUUUUCUAUUGCAAAUCUCAAAUUGUGGAGUACAGAGGCAAAUAAAUAAAUGAUGUUGUCUUUGUCCCAAACAUUAAAUUCUCUAGACUUCUCCAAACAGUGGAUGUAACGGGGGGUUAGAGGUUCUUCCGUGCCAGCUUCACCUUUUUCAGGCCAGGUACAAUGCACACAAUAAACAGUGUGGGGACCGAUAUAAGACCUGCUACCUGGCCGCUUGUAUGACUCAUCUUCCUUCUGGGUGGCGCAACGGUGGAGUUGCAGCCGGACAACGCCAGAGACCCGGGUUCAAUCCUGACGACGGGUGCUGUCUGUGCGGAGUUUGCACGUUCUCCCCAAGACCUGCGUGGGUUUUCUCCGAGGUCUUCGGUUUCCCCCCACACUCCAAAGAUAUGUGCAGAUAUGUAGGUUAAUUGGCUUGGUAGAAAUGUUAAAAAAAAUGUCCCAUUGUGUGUGUAGGAUAGUGUUAGUGUGUGGGGUUCGCAGGUCGGUGCCGAAUCGAUGGGCCAAAGGGCCUGUUUCCACCCUGUAUCUCUAAACUAAACUAAACUAAACUAAUAGCCAACACUAUUAUUAAGCUCUGAAUGGCUGCGCGCUCUCUCUCUCACACACAUUGACAGCUAUUGGUUCUUUGCCCGACACACACCUGCCUCAGAGUCCCCCCCUGCAGCCUGACGUGGUGCAAACUCACCCUGCAUGGGCUGGAAGCCAGCCGAUGUAUGCGGAAACUAUGUAGAUGCAAGAAACCGCAGAUGCUGGCUUACACAAAGUGGUGGAGUAGCUCAGCGGGCCAGGCAGCAUCUCUGGAGAACAUGGACAGGUGACGUUUCAGGUCGGGACUGGAUCUGAAGAAGGGUCUCAACCUGAAGCAUCAGCUAAGGCAGAGACCAAAACACGUAGGAGCAGUAUUAGGCCAUUCAGCCCAUCAAGUCUGCUCCACCAUUCGAUCACAGCUCAUCUAUUUUCCCUCCUGCCUUCUCCCCGUAACCUUUGACAUUUUUACUGAUACCCAUGUUCCCCAGUGAUGCUGCCUGACCCACUGAGUUACUCUAGCACUCUGUGUUCUUUGAUGCAGAAACUGGGCUUUGCAAAGAUGGCAGCUAAAUUAAAACCCAGAACUAGUUUCCAGUGACCCACCUUGCCGUCUGCAAGAGGAGCUUGAGAAAUCAGGGAUCGCAGCGGUAGAGUUACUGCCUUACAGCACCAGAGACCCGGGUUCGAUCCUGACUGCGGGUGCUGCCUGGACGGAGUUUGUACAUUCUCGUGACCAACGUAGGUUUUCUCCGGGUGCUCCGGUUUCCUCCCACACUCCAAGGACAUACAGAUUUGUGGGGCUAAUUGGCUUGAUAUAAUUGUAAAUUGUCCCAAGGUUGUCCUGUUUCCGUGCUGUAUCUCUAAGCCAAACCAAACCAAACUAAUUGGAAGGUGUUCCAUGCGCUUGGCAUGUUUGCUUUCUUGCUCCAUGUUCUGUUAUCAGGUCAUAUUCACCGUAAGCUGUGUGUUGAUUUAGCACCGCCACAGCCUUGAGAGGUGCCAAAAUGAAAUACCAAAGUCAGCUUUACUCAAUGCCCAGGGUGAACCGUCCCUCUAACCCCAACCCCUCCCCCAACUAAACCAAAGUUUCACCUCAGAAACCCAUCCACACUUGAAGUAACACUUUUUUGCAAGAGUAGAAAUGACGGACUGCAGAUGCUGGUUUACACAAAAGGACGCAAAGUGAUGGAGUAACUCAACGGGUCGGGCAGCAUUUACGAAAAACAUGGAUGGGUGAUUUUUCUUUGGGGGGUUGGGAGCCUUCUUCAGACUCUGACCAAGCGGCCCGACCCGAAAUGUCACCUGGUAGACAAAAAUGCUGGAGAAAUUCAGCGGGUGCAGCAGCAUUCGUGGAGCGAAGGAAAUAGGCAACGUUUCGGGCCGAAACCCAAGGGUUUCGGCCCGAAACGUUGCCUAUU